AGUUUCUUGCACCUUGCAUUUCUUGCAGGUCAAAAUAUCUGCAAGAAACCACUUUCUUGACGUUAUUUCGUGUCCCUUGCAUUUCUUGCAGGUAAAAAUUACUGCUAGAAAUUUUCUUGCCGUUGUUUCUUUCACUGAAUUUCGGAAACACUGAAUUUCUCCUUAUUUUAUUAAAUCACCAUCCUUCUCCCCUCGACACGUACCGCCCUAAAUACUUGAUCAUAACCUCGUCUAGGUAGCUCUCCUCUUUUCGUAAUUAUGUUUCAUCCCGAGUCAUUUUCAUUAUUCUCCACAAAAGAAGAAGAAAAACCGUGUUAUUGUUCGGAAGGAAAGGCCAGGAAUCAAAAGUGUGAAAGAUUUAUGCCAGCCGAGAGGAAUAAGUUUGAGGAAAAAUAAUGAAUUGCAUGCCCAUCCAUCCACCAGCCAGGCCAACUUAGGAGAGUCUGAUCCAAAUUCCAGAUUAUUACCGAGGGAAUAUUCUAUAAGCAAUAAAUUAAAGGGUUGAGCAAUACAUUAUACAGCAACAGACUUUCCGCGGAGAUAUCCCUGUCUUGUUUUUGCAGCAGUCUUUCCACUCCUCCUGCUGCUGCUGGGGAAUGAUUCUUCUUCUUCCGUGAAACCAUUACCUUUAAACGCAUUCACAAAUGGCAUUGAUAUAUCUGCUCAAUUAAAUUUCUCUCCACUCCAAUUCCAAUCACGGGUUCGGGAUACACGAAUUUCUAGGGAUUUCUGAUCCUAUAUUUGCAUAUAAUAUAAUAUAUUUCCGGAAUAAAUGAUUUACUCGGGUUUGCUGUUAAUGUCGUGGUUGGAAUGUAGGUACAUAUUUUGGAGAAAGCAGGCCGUGUCAGAAUGUCGGAUAACCGCAUAAUUCUUGAUCUAUGUACAUAUGUAUCUGACAUGCGAGGUUGUCUGUCCCACCUAAAUAAUGGUGGUCAACCAACCAGGUAAAUAUGUGCCCUAAGUGAAAGUGCGUGUGUGUGCGGCGACAGACAAAAAGCAUUCACUCGUCGUCGCAACUUUAUCCGUUAAUGGAACUUUUCACAGGGCACGUUUUCCUUCUUCCGUGGCUGGGAUGGAAAUCCAUCUCUUUUACUUUUGGAUGGGUGAUUAUUCGUUCACUUGUCUGCGUAGAUUGAAAUUCUCUCCUCCCCGAUUUCGGAGCUAAUUUGAAUCGUUGGAAUAAAAGUGUCAGAGCCGAACGCUAAAAGAUGGAGAUGAUGCUUCUGCUCUCCGGUCGGCUGAUUUUUACGAUGAUCUUCUUCUUCACCGCGGCUGGUGGGGAGAGUGGGCAUUCCUCAUUAGUGUCUUCCUCCUUGGAUGCGUCCGCGACAGCUGAAGCCAGAGGCGGUGAAAGAUGUCAAUUGCCCGGACGCUGGGAAGGAAACUGGUUCCAGUCCGGAGUUCAUCAAACCAUUUCAAUCAACUCGAGUUUUAUCAACAUCAAAGGAAAAUGUUUGGAGAAUGACGGGGACAAAUUUUUAUUCUACAACGAAAAGGAGAACUGUUAUCGCUGCACAGUUUUCCACGAGAAGGAUAGAAAUAUACUGCAAUACAAAGAAACGUUUUGCAUAAAAGAUCGGAGAUCAUUAAAGAACGUUUGCUCAACUAUAACGGGUGAUGCUAACCUUUUCUCAUUGUUUCGACUGAAUGGGCAGCCUAUUGAGUGCCCUUUUAAGGGACCAUUCACCUUCACGUAUAAUCGUGGCCAGGGCGAUUGUAGCUACCCGGUUUCCACCAUCGAGUCCUGCAUCCAACCUUCCAGGCAACUCCUCAACUACGAGUCCUGUCCGGACGUUAAGGGAACCGAGUCCACAGUUGAAGAGUUGACGUGUCUGGGUACCUGGAAAGAGGGCAGUUCUCGCUAUCUCUUAGGGCUUAUUCGCUACCAGCAUCACGCCUCGUACGAAGAGCGUUUCAGGUGCUUUGUAUACGAGAAGAGCAAAAAAGGUGGGAUUUUCUCCUCCCCCACGAUCCAAGUUGUUCAGGGCAGUUUGAGCAAUAGUUCCGCCGCAGCGGCACUGACCUCAUCGACCCGCGUGGCACCUCAAGGUCAAGGAUCCGGUGGGUCGUCGGACAUCCUGUUUCGCGUGGCGCAGAGUGGCGAUGCAACUUGCAACGGUCUCACUCCAAUGGACGGAUCGAGAACAUUGAUUCUCAAGAAGGCCCCACCACUGCCCAAGUGUCAGUUCCCCUCGUGGGUGCAAGUUCACCAGUGGCACACCCUCGACCAGAGAUCAACCUUCAACUUCGACUCGAGUGUGCUCAAAGUGAGCAACUCGUCGGACGCGGCGGGGAUGGGGCCUUCCACACUGACCAUGACCGCAGUCUGUCAUCACAUUACGGAUAACCCCACGCUGGACAGGGUCGUCCUCGCGUUGCAUGUCACGUCCGAGUGCCAGAGUGGAUACAUGUGCACCGCGAUUUACAGACGUGAUGGUCACAUCGUGGAAAUGCAGAUGGGGAGUAUCGCCCGUCGUCCUGACGAUGCUUGUCACAUCUCCUCCUUCAACCAUGGCCAGCUGCCUUAUGUCACCCUCGUCUCAAGCACACCGGAAACAAGGCAAUGUCCGAAUUUGGGACAAUUCGCUGUCACGGGGUUGGUCCGAGACGGGCGGGAGGUGAAGGAUCAGUGCGGGUCGGAGGGCUUCACCACGUUGCGAAUCGGCUGCUCUACUUUGGACACGUUGCAGUUCAGGUCGGGAUGUUCGAACGCGGAUGUCAUUGCGGGUCUGUUUCGUGCCGAGUAUGCCUGUCACGGGUGGUGGGAGGAGAUGGGGGUGAGCUACCUGAUAACGACGCCACUCUCCCGCGCCUCCACGGGGGCCCGGCGCUACUGCUUCGUCUUCCGCGAAACGUUAGAGCCGCAGCAGAACAGGCUCACGUUAACGAAGCCUCGAACCUCUGGGGGUGGUGAUGAUCCGUCCUCUGGUGGUGGUGGUGGCAGCGAUGGUGAAGAUUCUGCCCCAGAAUUCAAAAGGAUUCUCCACUUUUCGAGCAUUGCAGACUCCUGCAGACGCAACGUAGCCCCUGGGAUUGAGGGCGCGCUGGCUUUCAACGUUACAAGUCAUGGGAGAUGUGAAGAUAUCAGCUCGGCCAUUAGUGGUCUAUCAUAUCCGCAUCCCUGCUGCGUCCUCUUCCUCUCCUUUGUUUCCCUCCUCCUUUCUUCCUAUCUCAACUUGUCAUCACAUCAAAACACCCAAUCAACCAAGUUCCCAACAAGGAGUUAAGUCAACAAAGUAUUUACUUACAGUGUAAACCAAGAAGACAAAGACCAACAACAAGAACAAGACGACUAACUUGAUAAGUUUGGUUUGUUGUUUGGGGGAGAAGUAAUCAUGUCCUGAUCAAUUGUUCUUCAAAAUGUUCUUAACCACGAGAUUUGGAAGGAACUUAUGCUCCACUUCACACAUUUACGUAAUCUGAAUUUGUAUUUUAGGUAAUUAGAUACAUGUUUUAUGUACUUAUUUCUUAUCAAUCGUCACCGUCGUCGUCUUCCCUUCUGUCUGUCUUACAGUCUUACCCCCUAAAAAAUGCUCCUUCUUAACCCAACCACCAGCUUUAAUUUUUUCACCAUCUCUGUGAUAAUGUCAACAAACUGUGAUGUUUACUUAUUAUUUGUGUAAGUGCACAUGUAUGUAAUUACCGUACGUGUCUAGUGAGUAGACUUGUAAGUACCCCUGUCAUCCUGUUUAAAAAAAAACAGCGAGGAGGAGGAAAAACUGAAUGUGCUCCAACUUGUUUAAUAGCAAAAAUGCGGUAGUGUUAAUAUUAACACGGCUGCCACCACAUCAAAUCAAAUCAAACCACUAAAUGCAUGCAUAAAUAUGUACUUUCGAUGAUGACGAGGGAAACUUUGUCCACGAAAAAAAAUCAUAACACAGUAAGAAAAAACAGAUUCGAAUUUAACUAAUAAAUAAUUGGAUCAUUAAUAAAUAAAUAAAUAAGAAUCAGGGGAAAGAGUCGGCUCGGAAAAGUAAUUAAAAAAGAUAUGCAGAGAGGCAAUCAAUAAUCUAUGGUAUAGAUUCCAUACUAUAAUUACAUACACAAUUAAUUUAAAUAGAUACAUAAAUAUGUACGAGGACUUAUGUAUGGAAUCUUAGGAAAGUAUGGAAUAAAUUUCCGUAAACAUAUCCAAACGGUUUUUUAGGGUGGGAGAGAAAGUACGAAUAUUUAGUAAUUUACAAAUAACGUAUGUAUGAAUGUUAUUAAUGUGAUAAGGAGAAAGUUUUAAGUUUUUAAUAAAAUAAUUUAGACACUAGCAAGAGAACAAAGUAGAAGGGAGGAUUUGCAACUUUGGUAAAUAUUAUUAUUAGAAUUUAUGUCUAUCUAUCUAAUAAGAAGUAAGUGAGGGGAAGAGAAAGUUUGGUGGAUAAAUACAUGGUAUUUAUUAAUAUUGUGUCCUUCUUGCUUUAUUAACAAUUAGGUUACAUUGUGUAUGCAGUAAUAAUACGCGGAUGUAUUUAUCAUUAUGUCCGAAUUUGUGUAAGCCGAACAAGAUUUUAAUAAAGUGAAAGUUAUGAAAAUGAUG
Molecule: messenger RNA, 4528 nt
Organism: Folsomia candida
Lineage: Eukaryota; Metazoa; Arthropoda; Collembola; Entomobryomorpha; Isotomidae
Exons: 15
Coding region: 1209-3227 (672 amino acids)
Source: RefSeq, a predicted model, not a curated record